This is a messenger RNA of Achroia grisella, 5546 nucleotides long. It is a transcript of the gene Mef2, whose product is annotated as myocyte-specific enhancer factor 2. The transcript is spliced from 10 exons. Gene Ontology annotation, molecular function: protein dimerization activity; histone deacetylase binding; DNA-binding transcription factor activity, RNA polymerase II-specific. NCBI's taxonomy places the organism in Eukaryota, Metazoa, Arthropoda, Insecta, Lepidoptera, Pyralidae. The record is from RefSeq and is a predicted model, not a curated record. Bases 317 to 1591 code for a protein of 424 amino acids. Gene Ontology annotation, biological process: positive regulation of transcription by RNA polymerase II; cell differentiation.
CGUCGCCGCGCCUUCGUAUGAGCCGUGUGUCGCUGUCGGCAUCCCCCCGCGCCCCGCGACGAGCCUUCUCGCCCGCAUUCUAGUUGUGGGUGUCGCGCCGUGCAGUCCUCGCGAGUGCCGCUGAACUCUGUGCGCCGUUUGUGAGUGCUAUAAUUCCCGGUCGAGUGUCAGUGUGCAGGAGGAACCAGUAGCCCGCCGCAGAGGAUGUUAACAGCUCACGAUAGCAGAAGCUGUUGACAUCUGCAGUAUCAACCAGCCACCAGGCGUAUUUAUUGUUGUCCCAGAUCCACAAACCCCCUCCAAGAUUGCUGCCACUAUGGGUCGGAAAAAAAUACAAAUAUCCCGAAUCACGGAUGAACGGAAUCGACAGGUGACUUUUAACAAACGCAAAUUUGGUGUGAUGAAAAAGGCUUACGAACUCAGCGUACUAUGUGACUGCGAGAUUGCUCUGAUCAUAUUCAGUUCUAACAACAAACUCUACCAGUAUGCUAGCACCGACAUGGAUAAGGUGUUAUUAAAGUACACGGAGUACAAUGAGCCACACGAGUCGCUGACCAACCGCAACAUCAUCGAGGCCCUAACGAAGAAAGAGCAUAAGAACGGAGUGAUGUCACCGGAUAGUCCUGAAGCUGAAGCGGAAUAUAAUCUAACACCACGAACUGAAGCCAAAUAUUCAAAAAUUGAUGAGGAAUUCCAAAUGAUGAUGCAAAGAAACCAGUUGAACGGAAGUCGAGUUGGUGUUGGCGUAGCUGGCAGUAAUUAUAACUUGCCAGUUAGCGUCCCAGUCGGAAGUUACGAUCAAUCAUUGUUACAAGCUAGUCCACAAAUGCAUACCUCUAUUAGUCCACGGCCAUCUUCCUCGGAAACCGAUUCAGUAUACCCAAGCGGCGGAAUGCUCGAAAUGUCUAACGGAUACCCAGGAUCUGGAUCGCCUCUAGGCGCGGGCUGUACUCCGUCGCCAUCUCCCGGACCAUCGCCAUCUCCUCACCGACACCCGCAUAAACCCCACGCCCACGCACCGCCGCCACACCACUCUCCGCGACAUAACAAUUUACGUGUUGUCAUACCCAGCUCGAUGCCACCGCCACAAGACGAUAUAUCAUAUACUGGAGAGACACCACUAGGCUACUCAGGACUCAGCAACUUCGGACCACAGGAUUUCAGCAUGAACUCGGACAUGGGAAUUGGACUAUCAUGGGGCGCACACCAAUUGCAGACCUUACAACAACACAGCAGAUAUGCACUGAAGACAAGUACAGACAUCACAACGUGGUUGACUUAUAUGAAAAAUAGUAGCAGCUUGCCAGUGCUCGGUGGCGGAGGGACACCGCCGCCGGCUGCGUCUCCUAGCAACGUGAAGAUCAAAGCGGAGCCGGUGUCGCCGCCACGUGACCCGGGCCACAUGCAUCGCGCGCCGCCUCCCGCACCCGCGCCGCAGCCCGCGCACCUCUCAGGAGUCAUUGAUGGUUCGAUAUCGUCCAGUAACAUGGGCUCUCCGGCCGGACAAGACAUGAGACAUGCUAACACCGUCCCCCUAGACUACGAGCAGCCCCAUACAAAACGGCCGCGGAUCGAGGGCUGGGCCACAUAGCUAGGCUAUGAGGCCUUCGGAUCCUACCCGAGGCCCCUCCAUCCGCACUGCUAAACCCGACCCUGGCGGAGCGGCUCCAAGGUUCAAAAACCUAUGACUCGCAGCUGCAAAAUCCUAUCGAGCUUCGGUAGACCGUCCUGCGUUGGAUAUCAACCAUGUUCUUUCCUCGAUGGUGCUGCAUUAACAAACCGUGACAGUGCUAGAAUUUUCGAUCAAAAGUCUGAAAAGGAAAGGUGCAUUGAAGGUGCUUUAAAUUUUGAUGGCACGGUCAACUUUUUACGCAUACGCGUACAUCUCAUCUCGAGAAUGAACUGUCCUUUUGUGUAAGGAUACAAUUAGACUAAAAAUAUUUAAAUCCUUUUGAUGAUUUCUAAUGAAAUCAAUGUUAUAACAAAAAUGAAUGUUCAAGUUUACACUACCCUUCUAUUAUACGUAAUGAAUAUUAUUAUAAUUGCACAUGCAAGUACACUAAACGUUAAGGAUAAAUGUUUAAUCUAAGUACAACAUUACUGAAUAGAUGCAACCCUGAUCAAUUUUCAACUGUAAGUACGUAUAGAUAGAUUUGUAAUUCCCCUGUAUAUAGAUGACAUUACAUGUGCAAUCCGUGCCAUUGUCUGUUUAGCUUAAAAGUUAGUCAAUUUAAAUUUAGUGACUAUAAUAGUAGAAAUGCACUAGGGUCCCAGAGGUUCAGUGGGCAAAGGAAGCAGCCGGACGGUGUUGUGUAGUGCGAAGAACAAACUAUAAAAAGUGUGUUAAGUGCGUUUAUGACUUAAAAACGACUGUUGACUUUUGUGUUAGUGUUUUAAAGUUCUUUUGUGCCAUUUUAAAAGUAUAAUAAUAGUGUGACAUCCGAACUUGAAUCUUUGUAAAUUUAGUAAGUGUAGUUUCAUCACAGAAGAUAAUAAAGUUAUGUAUUAUAAAUCUACAUUAUCUAUUGACAUAUUUAUACACGAGAAUCAUAUAUAAUAUUUACAUAAUAUGUAUACACGUCCCGUUAGGAACGAAUGUUAAGUAAGUAAGUAGGUAAUGUUAGCUAGAGUUGAGUAUAUUAAAGUACCACACGAAGCUUUAAAAUUUCUUAUGAUAACACUCGCACUCUAAGCAGACUUGUAAGUAAUGCAACACAGACAAUUAAUGUAUCGUAAUGAUUGUAGAGCUCCUGCCAACAAUCUCCUCUGACCAAUGUUGUCUCUGGAAUUUAGGAAAGCAAGCAAAUGUUAGUUUACGAAGCACUGCUGUUGAUUAAUAUCGUAAAUGAUUUUAUUUUUUAGAUAUUUAUAAUUGCAGUAACUCGUAUUGCACUGAAUUAUACAAAGGAUGCUUUUUAAAAUAAUUAUAAAGAUACAAUCUAUAUGGUUUCCUGUAUAUUAGUCCCUGACUCUUUCCAGAUUACGUAAGAGUAUCUGUAAUUGUUAGAUGUUGCGAUUUAUGUGUCUUGUGACUAUAAUGGAUUAUUAAGGGAUAGCAAGCUUGUUGAUAAAUUAUUACUUUUUAUUUUGUUAGUGUGAUCUGAAGACAUUGAAUUUUCUUUUAAAUUCAACAAUAAAAUAUAUUCACCGAACGGUGUACAAUAUUUUACCUACAAAUAAGCAAACUCAGCUUUAAGUGCACCUACUAUAAAUAUAUUAUUAUCGUACCUAUUUUGGUAUAGCACUAUAUCACAAUCCGCCCUAUUUUUAGAUGAUAUUGUCUGGUUACAUUGAAAGUGGUCAUUAUAAUCUUUGCCACUGGUAAUACAUGUCCAAUAGCUAAUGAUGACUUUAAAAUGUAACCAUAAUUAUGUGUAUAAAUACAUUAUUGUAAUUAAUCAGAAGUUCUCUCGAUGUUACAUAGUAACACUAACUUCCCUUAGUUCCACUCUGUCCCCUUAUAUCUUCUCACUGUAGAUGCCUUACUCACAGUGCCUAAAUGUACCAUUUUGUACCAAAUUUGUAUAAUACGAUAGUAUUUUUGCUUUACUAUUUUUUCACAUCCUAAUAAGUUUAAGUCUUUAAGAGAUGUUAAAUUGUUAUGACCGUAGUAUUUGGUGACACUAAAACCAACUGUAUCUAUUAAUAGAUAACUUUUAUAACCUAAAGCAUAGGUAGUGUCACAGCGAUCAAUUUAUAACUAUACCACGUUUUGGAAGCAGUCAAACUGUUUAUAGAAUACUUGUAACUUGUAAACUUGUGAUUCGUAACUAUUAAAUGUAACAUUAAGUAAAAAGUUUGCAAAAAUAGAUAUAAAAAAAUAAUCAUUAGAUUAAUCCUUCAAAUCACAGUAACAAAAUGUUAAUGUAUGAUUGUUAAAUAUGUACAGGGAAUUACCAGUUUUGAUGUUCAAAAGUCUGAACGCAUAUAAAAAAUGUAUUUUCGCAUUGUAUAAUAAGUACACGAUUAGUUUUAAUACGAAUUAAUAUUUUAAUACCGAAGCAUAAUUAAUGUUGACCCGUUUAGGGAACUAUAUAAAUUCAUGUAAGUACACAUUAAAUGUUAGAGUAAAUUGUUAAUGUGAUAUAAUUACAUACACUGUUAAGAUCCUUAUAUUUGAGAUUCUAUGAUUGCGUUACUUGAAAUGAUUUCUCGGUCGUUCGUUCCUAAUAGUUCAUUUACCAGACGUUGUGUACUUUCUAUUAGAAUUUGCUCAAUCGUGUUUGUUUGGCGAUAUGUAGCAUUGUCAUAACGUCUUGCUUGUUAUCAAAACUUCUUUUAAGAUUAUAUGUCUAUUAAUUGUGAAUGUUAUUACAAUCUCAAAUUCCCUGUCAGGUGUAUAGAUUAUUGAUUCCGUAGUACAAGUGUCCAAUUGUUAAUAUUGUACAGGUUAUAUGAGUCAUGUUAUUGUUACCGAUACCUAUCACUUUGUCUCAAGCACCUAUCGAAUGUUAAUUAUUCCAGAAUAAUAAAUAAAUGAUUUGCACAAAACCAAAAUGUUUAUGGGAAAUGGAUGGAGUUUGUAUAAUGUAAAAUAAUUGUCUAGUACUUCAAAUAUACGAGUAUGUGUUUACAUGUUUACUCUAAUAGAUAAUAACGUUUGAAGUACUUCAAGUAUUUUGUCGCGUGCACAUGAUAUUCUAUCGACUUAACUUGUAUAAAAUACUUCAACCGUAAGCUGGUAUUGGGAGCAUAAUUUCCGAGGUUGUGAAUUUUACUAUCGGGAAUGAGUUCACGUUAAAAUAAUUAUUAAUAUUUAAUGUACUAUUUCAUUUCGGCGCACAACUGUGUUGUGUGUUCUUGUAAAAAUAGUUUGCUUGAUUUGUUUUGUAGAUGUACCUACUUUUGUGUAUGUUUUAUCUGUAUUUAUACCGCUGUGUGCCAAUAGCAAAUUGUUGUUCUUUAUCAGUUUAACUUAUUACCUUUAGAAUGAGUAAUUCAUUGCAUUUAAUGAAAAAUAUGUAGAUUUAAGUAUAAAAUAUUGGAAAUCAGUGUCUGAUUUCAUCACAUUAGUUGUUAUGUGCUCUGUUUCUCAUAUUUUGCUAUUGUUUCACAGCCCAAUGUGAACAACCCAAAUAGUAUAUAGGUAUAUAAAUACAUAUCCUUAUUAAAUACUCAAGUCGAUUUCACUCUUAUUUCUGUCGUAACAUCAUCAGUUGUGCAAUACAUAUAUAACAAAAUGCUUAGGUAGGUAUUAGGUAUAUUUUCGUUUGAAUUUACAAAGAAUGCGAAAUCUGUUGUAUUUUAUUGAUAUUUUUACUGAUAAUGUGAGAGGUACCAACUAUAUUUUGUAGGUGCCUCUUGGGAAUUUAAGUCAUAAUGUAUAAUUAUUUUUAAGCUAAGGCCGGGCCAAAUAUUGCAUUAAUUUAGGUCUCACGGCGCCUGUUUCUGUGUCGAGGCAGCCAAUUCUGCCCUGUGUAUAAAUUGUACGAAGAAUGUAAACAUCUCAGUGGCCGAAUGAAUAUUAAUGUUUAUCGACAGUGUUAGAAAAAUUGUUAUAAAUUAUUUUGAUGACUGUUCGAAGGAUAAUAAAGAGUUGGAUGUCA